UCAUUUUGUAGCAAAAUGUUUUUAUUACUUUUGCUAUAUUGUAUAACAUUUUUAAAGACAAUUUGUCUUGGGGCAGAUUUGUAUGAUUUUGGCAUUGAUAAAGGUGAUCAGGAAUUACCAUUCUCGAAGGAUGAUUAUGGUAUUACUUUGGAUGUACCCAUAAUAUAUUUUGAAGAAAGCCAAAAUGAGCUAUUCAUCUCAUCCAGUGGUGCUGUAACAUUUGGUAAAUCCGUGGAUAUGAGUAGAAUCACUAAUUUGGAUGAUGAAAAAAUCAGUGCUGUAGCUAUAUUCUUUGUUCCGACGGAAAGUGGCAAAAUAUUUUAUAGAGCGACUUCAAGUGAUGAAACUUUGCUAAGAGAUUUAUCGAGUAAAAUUCGAAAGAACUUUCCAAAUCGUGAAUCAUCGGAAUUCACAGCUUUGCACGCUGUUGUAAUCACGUGGAAUGAUAUGGUUGGCAAAGAUUCUGCAGAAAGUUCAAAUCAGUUUCAAGUAAUGACGGAUGGAAUCAGUUCAUAUGCAUUUUUGAUUUAUAAUCAGCUUGAUUGGACUGGAGAAGGUGGUCAACAAGCUCAAGCAGGUUUGUAUUUUUCCGAUGGACGACGCGAAACUAUGGUUAACAGUGGAACGGUUAGCAUCAAGGAGCUUGUUAACUUGUCAAAUAACCAAAAUGAAGGCACUUAUAUCUUUCGAAUCUCAGGAAGUUCACCUGAAGAUCCACGCGGUGCAAUUUCUGAAGAUGAUUAUAGUUAUAAUGACUAUGAACCCGAAUAUGAUCCUGACAAUGAAGAAAAUAAACAACAGAAGGAAUGCCCACCUGACCCUUACCGUGACCAAUGUCCAUCAGAAUGUCAAGUACUCACAGACGAUCGUGGAUGUUCACUUUGUGUUUGUACACGUCUGGCCUUUUUUCCCUUUAAUUUUCAUUUUUCUGAUAUUCAAAAUUUAUAUUUUAGUAAAAUUCAAUCAAAUAUUUUAACUUACAAAAUGAAUUUGCUUAUGACGUCUACUACAAAUAAACUUUACUUUGUCCAUUACUUUAAUUUAUGUAUUGAUUACAACCCGGGGUAUUGUUGCGAGUGCUUGUCCGGUUAUUAUGGAAAUGGUGAAGAAUGUCUGAGGAAUGGCGAACCGCAAAGAAUCAAUGGGGCAUUCGAAGGUGUUGUCAACGGCGAAGAAAUUGGACGCGCAGAACUUCACACUUACGUAAUGGUGGAGGAAGGUCGAAGCUACACAGCACUGUCUCAAAUUCCGCGACAUCUCGGUCCCUCAUUGCUUUUGGUGAAUGUUAUCGGAGGGGCGAUGGGAUGGCUGUUUGCUAAAGUGGUAUCGCCAACAUCAUAUAAUGGAUUUAUGCUUACUGGAGGUUUAUUCAACCGCACAGUAAACGUGCGAAUUGGUGACCGUUAUGCAGUAACAAUUAAGCAGCAGUUUUCUGGUCGCGAUAUCUAUCACUACUUUAAAGCACACAUGUUUAUAUCAGGAACGUUGCCAAAAAUUUCGGAUAAGUCAGAGGUCAGUUAUGACGAUUAUGAAGAAGAAUAUCGUCGCGAAGGACCAGGAUUUUUGCGCUCAUAUUCGUCACAACUGGUAACAGUGAAAGAAAAUAGUGAAGAAAAACAAAUGAAACUUUCAAUUGAUCAACAGAUUAGCUACAAAGAGUGCUCGUUUAAAGAGUUUACAAGAGAUUCUGUAGUGGUGAUCCAAGUGACACGACCUCAUGUUGUUUAUGAUGCCGAAGAACAUAUUGUUCGUUACGCAUCUGCAAAUAUUGCAACAAAAAAGGAAGCUGAUACUGCGGUACCACAUUCUGCUAAUUCUGAUACUUACUCAAUGCUUGAAGGCAAUAGGGGUCACGAACAAGGACGGCAGCAUCAAGGUCAAGUUGAAGAACAAAUAUUGAAGAAUCCAUGCGAAACUGGUCGACACUUAUGCAAAUUACCAAAUAUGAUUUGCACGCCUUUUGAACGCUCUUACCACUGUGAAUGUGUUAAGGGUUACCACGCAGAACGUGAUAGUACAGUAGAGCUCGGAUGGAAAUGUCGUGGUAGAUUUGAAUUUCAGUUUGAAUUUGUAUACUAA
Messenger RNA from Thelazia callipaeda (thelaziosis nematode), 2079 nucleotides. Lineage: Eukaryota; Metazoa; Nematoda; Chromadorea; Rhabditida; Thelaziidae. The record is from the annotation of a GenBank genome assembly.